AUGGCUUCACCUGGCAAACAGGCGAUAAACAGACUGACCGGUUUUCUGCCAAAAGGUAGCCCUGGUAAAGGAGCAUUUACAGGAGUGGGUGCCAUUGUUACAUUGGGUCUUCUAGGUGUGGGAAUAAAUGCUAGUUUGUUUAACGUUGAUGGUGGUCAUCGAGCAAUCAAAUACACAAGAUUAUUUGGUGUGCAACAACGCAUCUAUAAUGAAGGAACACAUUUAAUGAUCCCAUGGCUUGAGGCACCGAUUGUUUAUGAUGUACGAGCAAAGCCAAGGAACAUUGCAUCAUUGACUGGAACGAAAGAUCUUCAAAUGGUAAAUAUCACUUGUCGUGUCUUAUCCAAACCGAAUAUUAGUGAAUUAGCCAAUAUCUAUAGAACUCUUGGCACCGAUUAUGAUGAACGUGUUCUUCCUUCGAUCGUUAAUGAAGUUUUGAAAUCGGUGGUCGCGCAAUUUAAUGCCUCACAAUUAAUUACACAACACGACGUAUCAAUCACUCACGUCGCAUUCUCACCAGAAUUCACUCACGCCGUAGAAGCAAAACAAAUCGCGCAACAAGAUGCACAACGGGCAGCUUUUGUAGUCGAACGUGCGAGACAGGAAAAACAAUCAAUCAUAAUCAAAGCAGAGGGAGAAGCAAAAUCCGCAGAAUUGCUCGGUGAAGCGAUAAAAAAUAAACCUGGAUUCAUUGAACUACGAAGAAUUGAGACAGCACGUGAAAUCGCAAAUAUUUUGUCGAAUUCACAGAAUAGGCUUUUGUUGGAUAACGAUAUGUUGUUGUUGAACACGUAA
Ambispora gerdemannii is the source of this 795-nucleotide messenger RNA. Lineage: Eukaryota; Fungi; Glomeromycota; Glomeromycetes; Archaeosporales; Ambisporaceae. The record is from the annotation of a GenBank genome assembly.